AUGGCUACUAUUAUAAGUGAAAGUGAUUCAGAUUAUGAAGCUAAAAUAAGUCAAUUAAUAUUUAUAGAAGGAAGUAAAAAUAAUUCUAAUGAAAUAUUACAAGAAACUGAAGAAUUAGAAAAAGAAGUUAAAAGUCAUAUUUGUCUUGAUGUUAUAAAAGCAUCUUUAAUGAGUGAUACAAGUUCAUAUAUUUGUAAAGAGGGUGAAAAAUUAGAAGAACUUUAUUCUACAGUUAAUAAGUGA
Molecule: messenger RNA, 243 nt
Organism: Funneliformis mosseae
Lineage: Eukaryota; Fungi; Glomeromycota; Glomeromycetes; Glomerales; Glomeraceae
Source: the annotation of a GenBank genome assembly